AUGGAUGACAUACAAACAUCCAGAGAUGAAGAUUUUUCUCCAGGAUGCAGUUCAGUUCAGACUGAGAGAUCAGAACCAGAGGCCAGCUGUGUGUCUGUGAGGCCAAUCCUGCCACAGAGAUCAGCCGUAACAAAACCCAUCUGUGAGAAGAAUGACCAGUCUAUGAAUCAACUAGAGGACUGUAAUGAAAGCAGCCAUGAAGUCCUAAACACGUUUAGAUCAAAUCUGAUGAAGAAGUUUGAGCGUCUGUAUGAAGGAACAGCAAAGCAGGGAAACCCAACACUCCUGAAUGAGAUCUACACAGAGCUCUACAUCACAGAGGGGGACAGUGGAGAGAUCAGUAAUGAGCAUGAGGUGAGACAGAUUGAGACACAAUCCAGGAGAGCAGCAACAGAGGACACACCGAUCAAAUGCAAUGACAUCUUUAGACCUUUACCUGGACAAGGCAAACACAUCAGAACUGUGCUGACAAAGGGAGUCGCUGGCAUUGGAAAAACAGUCUCUGUGCAGAAGUUCAUCCUAGACUGGGCUGAAGGGAAAGUGAAUCAGGACGUCCAGCUUAUAUUUCCACUACCUUUCAGAGAGCUCAAUUUGAUGAAGUACAAAACAUUCAGUCUUUCAGGUCUUCUUCAUGUCUUUUUCCAUGAAACAAAAGAAAUGGAAAUAUCCAGUGACAAAUAUAAAGUGCUGUUCAUCUUUGAUGGUUUGGAUGAGUGUCGUCUGUCUCUGGAUUUUCAGAGCGAUGUGAGGUUGUGUGAUGUAAGUGAAUCAGCCUCAGUGGAUGUGCUGCUGAUGAACCUCAUUGCAGGGAAUCUGCUUCCCUCUGCUCUCAUCUGGAUCACCUCCAGACCAGCAGCAGCUGAUCUCGUCCCCUCUAAGUGUGUCCAUCGAGUGACAGAGGUACGAGGCUUCAAUGAUCCACAGAAGGAGGAAUACUUCAGGAAGAGAAUCAGUGAUCAGAGUCUGGCCAAUAAAAUCAUCUCACACCUGAAGUCAUCAAGGAGCCUCUACAUCAUGUGCCACAUCCCAGUGUUCUGCUGGAUCUCUGCCACUGUUCUAGAGAAGAUGUUGACUGAAGCAGAGAGUGGAGAGAUUCCCAAGACUCUCACUCAAAUGUACACACGCUUCCUGAUCCUUCAGACCAACAUCAAACAUGAGAAGGACUAUAAGAAGAAACUGACAGAUGAAGACAUGAUCCUCAAACUGGGGAAAGUGGCUUUUCAGCAGCUUGUGAAAGGCAAUGUGAUCUUCUAUGAGGACGAUCUGAGAGAGUGUGGCAUUGAUGUGACAGAAGCAUCAAUGUACUCAGGAUUGUGCACUCAGCUCUUCAGAGAGGAGUCAGGCUUGUAUCAGGGGAAAGUCUUCUGCUUUGUUCAUCUGAGCAUUCAGGAACAUCUAGCGGCUUUAUAUGUGCACCUCUGCUUCACAAACAACAACAGAAAUCUAUUUGACCCAGUCACCAAACCAGGUUUGUUGUCUAUAUUUAGGGACUUGUUUAAACAAUUUACAUUUUCUGAGCUCCAUCAAAGAGCUGUGAAUGAGGCUCUACAGAGUAAAAAUGGCCAUCUGGACCUUUUCCUGCGGUUCCUUCUGGGUCUGUCAGUGGAUUCUCAUCAGAUUCUCCUACAGGGACUAAUGACACUGAGAAGAAGCCAAUCUGACAGAAAUGAAAAAACAGUUGAGUACAUCAAGGAGAUGAUCAGGACCAUUGACUCUCCAGAGAAAUCCAUCAAUCUGUUCCACUGUCUGAAUGAACUGGGUGAUCAUUCACUAGUGGAGGAAAUACAACAGUAUCUGAAAUCUGGAACAAUAAUUGAAGCCAAACUCUCUUCAUCUCAGUGGUCAGCUGUAGUUUUUGUGUUGUUGACAUCAGAGAAGAAGCUGAAUGAGUUUGAUAUUAAUACAUUUGUUGGAGAAAACAAUAAAUCUGAAAAACUGAAGGUUCUUCAAAGGCUGCUACCUGUGAUUAAAGUUCAUUUGAGUGAUUGUGGUGUCACAGAGAAAGAUUGUGCUGCUCUGACUUCACUUCUAAGAUUAAACCCCUCACAGCUGAAACAACUGAAUCUGGAUAAUAGAAAACUACAAGAUUCGGGUGUGAAGCUUGUCUCUGUUGUACUGGAAGAUCCUGACUGUAAACUGGAGAAACUCUGGGUUUUUGAAAUCUGGCACUGGAGGACCAUGGCCCUGCAGAGUUUAGCUCUACCCUGA
This is a messenger RNA of Megalobrama amblycephala (Wuchang bream), 2208 nucleotides long. Its product is annotated as protein NLRC3-like. NCBI's taxonomy places the organism in Eukaryota, Metazoa, Chordata, Actinopteri, Cypriniformes, Xenocyprididae. The transcript has 6 exons. Bases 1 to 2208 code for a protein of 735 amino acids. The record is from RefSeq and is a predicted model, not a curated record.